GGAACCGGAAGCGCCUGUGUUGUGGGGCUCUGCGGGUUCAGUAGCGGAGUCCUCCCGGGGCCUCGCUCGCAGCCUGUGGUGUAGCUCUUACUCCGGGGGGUGCCAUGGGGGAAGCGGAGAAGUUUCACUACAUCUACAGCUGUGACCUGGACAUCAACGUGCAGCUUAAGAUAGGAAGUCUGGAGGGAAAGAGAGAACAGAAGAGUUACAAAGCUGUUCUAGAAGACCCGAUGUUGAGGUUUUCAGGGCUGUACCAAGAAACAUGUUCCGACCUUUAUGUAACCUGCCAAGUUUUUGCAGAAGGGAAGCCUCUGGCCUUGCCAGUGAGAACCUCCUACAAGGCAUUUAGUACGAGAUGGAACUGGAAUGAAUGGCUAAAGCUACCUGUGAAAUACCCUGACCUGCCCAGGAAUGCCCAGGUGGCCCUGACCAUAUGGGAUGUGUAUGGCCCAGGAAAGGCGGUGCCUGUGGGGGGGACAACAGUCUCACUGUUUGGAAAGUACGGCAUGUUUCGCCAAGGGAUGCAUGACUUAAAGGUCUGGCCUAACGUGGAAGCAGAUGGAUCAGAACCCACAAAAACUCCCGGGAGAACAAGCAGUACUGUCUCAGAGGACCAGAUGAGCCGCCUUGCCAAGCUCACCAAAGCUCACCGACAAGGACACAUGGUGAAAGUAGACUGGCUGGACAGACUGACAUUUAGAGAAAUAGAAAUGAUAAAUGAGAGUGAAAAGCGAAGUUCCAAUUUCAUGUACUUGAUGGUUGAGUUUCGAUGCGUCAAGUGUGAUGAUAAGGAAUAUGGUAUUGUUUAUUAUGAAAAGGAUGGUGAUGAGUCAUCUCCAAUUUUAACAAGCUUCGAGAUAGUGAAAGUUCCUGACCCUCAGAUGUCUAUGGAGAAUUUAGUUGAGAGCAAGCACCACAAACUUGCCCGAAGUUUAAGAAGUGGGCCUUCUGACCACGAUCUCAAACCCAACGCUGCCACGAGAGAUCAAUUAAAUAUUAUUGUGAGUUAUCCGCCAACCAAGCAGCUUACAUACGAAGAACAAGAUCUUGUAUGGAAGUUUAGGUAUUAUCUUACGAAUCAAGAAAAAGCUUUGACGAAGUUCUUGAAGUGUGUUAACUGGGAUCUACCGCAGGAGGCCAAACAGGCACUGGAGCUGCUGGGAAAGUGGAAGCCAAUGGAUGUGGAGGACUCCUUGGAGCUGCUGUCCUCCCAUUAUACCAACCCCACAGUGAGGCGGUAUGCGGUUGCCAGGUUACGACAGGCGGAUGAUGAGGAUUUGUUGAUGUACCUCUUACAGCUGGUCCAGGCUCUCAAAUACGAAAAUUUUGAUGACAUAAAGAAUGGAUUGGAACCUACCAAGAAGGAUGCUCAGGGCUCAGUGUCAGAGGGUGUGUCGAAUUCUGGAAUAAAUCCUGCAGAAGUGGAAAGCUCCCAAAUUAUAACCAGCCCUCUUCCUCCCGUGUCCUCCCCUCCUCCUGCAUCUAAAACAAAAGAAAGUUCAGAUGGUGAAAAUCUGGAGCAAGAUCUUUGUACCUUCUUGAUAUCAAGAGCCUGCAAAAACUCAACACUGGCUAAUUAUUUAUACUGGUAUGUGAUAGUGGAAUGUGAAGACCAAGAUACUCAGCAGAGAGAUCCGAAGACCCAUGAGAUGUACUUGAAUGUAAUGAGACGAUUCAGCCAGGCACUGCUGAAGGGUGACAAAUCUGUCAGAGUUAUGCGUUCUUUGCUGGCCGCCCAGCAAACGUUUGUGGAUCGGCUGGUGCACCUGAUGAAGGCCGUGCAGCGAGAAAGUGGAAAUCGUAAGAAAAAGAAUGAGAGGCUACAGGCAUUGCUUGGAGACAAUGAAAAAAUGAACUUGUCGGACGUGGAACUCAUUCCAUUGCCUUUAGAACCGCAGGUGAAGAUUCGAGGAAUAAUUCCAGAAACAGCUACACUCUUUAAGAGUGCCUUGAUGCCUGCACAGUUAUUCUUUAAGACAGAAGAUGGAGGCAAAUAUCCAGUCAUAUUUAAGCACGGAGAUGAUUUACGCCAAGAUCAGCUUAUCCUGCAGAUCAUUUCCCUCAUGGACAAGCUGCUACGGAAAGAAAAUCUGGAUUUGAAGUUGACACCCUAUAAAGUAUUAGCCACAAGCACAAAACAUGGCUUCAUGCAGUUCAUUCAGUCAGUUCCUGUGGCUGAAGUUCUCGAUACAGAAGGAAGCAUUCAGAACUUUUUCAGAAAAUACGCACCAAGUGAGAAUGGGCCGAAUGGGAUCAGCGCUGAAGUCAUGGAUACUUACGUCAAAAGCUGCGCUGGAUAUUGCGUGAUCACAUACAUUCUUGGAGUUGGAGACAGGCACCUGGAUAACCUUUUGCUGACAAAAACAGGCAAACUCUUCCACAUAGACUUUGGAUAUAUUUUGGGUCGGGAUCCGAAGCCUCUUCCUCCUCCAAUGAAGCUGAAUAAAGAAAUGGUGGAAGGAAUGGGGGGCACACAGAGUGAACAGUACCAGGAGUUCCGCAAACAGUGUUACACAGCCUUUCUCCACCUCCGAAGGUAUUCUAAUCUAAUUUUGAACUUGUUUUCCUUGAUGGUGGAUGCCAACAUUCCCGAUAUUGCUCUUGAACCAGAUAAGACUGUGAAAAAGGUUCAGGAUAAAUUCCGCCUGGACCUGUCUGACGAAGAGGCCGUGCACUACAUGCAGAGCCUGAUUGAUGAAAGUGUCCACGCUCUGUUUGCCGCGGUCGUGGAACAGAUCCACAAGUUCGCCCAGUACUGGAGAAAAUGAAACUGGGUUUGGCCCAUCAAGAUGCUUGUCUCUGUAAGAAAACUACGUUAAAAGCAACCUGUUAUAUAAGGAAGACUUCAGACUAACAAGCACGGAAGAGAACAUUUCAUCUUCAAGAUACCAUAUAUCCGGAAUGUGCCUCAGUUCUGUUCCCUUGGACGUUACUGCUUAAAUAGGUCUUGAAUGGUUUGUUUUGAAAUACUGUAUAUAGUUAUUUUCAAAUGUAUACAUUGUUAAUAAGCUAAGAAGGAAGACGCUGCUUCCAGAACCAUGUACAUAUUAUGAGAGUUCUGGAGGAAAUUUAUGUUGAAAUAGUCAAACAAUUUAGUCUUUGAGUUUAAAAGUCCUUUUUCCCUUCAUCUCUUCGCAUCAGGAGAGCAGUUAUAUGAAUUUGGAUUAAUUCUCUGUUUUGGUAUUUUGCUUUCUCUCCCUCUCAUUCCCUUUCUCUGUUAUUUCUUCUCCCCUUCCUCCAGUUGUUUUCUUUUCUUUUUUCUCUUGUUUCCCCCCCCCCCCAAUAUACAAUACUUAAAAUUUUACGUGUUAUGGCCCAUUCUUUCACACUUUGAGAAUUGUGUAUAUUUCAAAUAAGAUGGUCAUUUUCUGUUACUUAGAAAUACCGUUUUUUUGUUUCUGUUGUCUUGUAGUUCACAUUUCUCCGAGGUUGUAAGUACAUAUAGCAAGUCCUAAAAAUAUAGCUCUCUGAAUAAUUGUCCAAAAGGUAAUAUGACAGCAGCUUUUUGUAUUGAGCCUAAGAUAUUUUUAUGUGCAAGCAUAAACUGUCUUUCUGCAGUCAUUUUUUAUGAAAACCUAGUUUUUAAGAGCAUUUAAAAAUAGUUCCCCUAGACUUGUUAAUAUAACAUAUCCUUUCUGAUUAAAGCAAAAUGAUUUUUGGUCUUUUAAGACUAGACGUCCCACUAAUCCAUCUAGCUCUCUUGCCUCAUGGAACUUUGGGGAGAAGGAAGACACACACAUGAGAAGAGCAACGCGGUGGUGAUUUUUGCCAGUCGAUGUGUUGCACAGUCGUGCGACUUUGUUUGGAAGGUAAGUAAUACCUCGUUCCUGUGGUGCUGAAUAAAAAGAUUGUGAAAAGGCUAAAUUAAGGCAGUUUUGGAGAAUGCCAUUAAUUACAAUGUUUGCUACCGAACUCAACUCUGUGAGUUUACCUCUCCAGAGUGAGGUUUACCAGCUGGAAGGCAAGCAUAUAUUAAGUGAUGGUCGUAGAGGCAAAUGGAUUGUGAUUUGUAUAAAACAUCCAUGCAGAUGAGAAAAAUGGUAAAAAUGAAAAGACCUCUGCGAAUAUCAUAAGAGAAGCUAUGCCCAAGCUAAAUGGCAAGCUCCGUGCUCUUAUUUUGCUUUUUCUUUGCUUUCUGUAUUUACAUCAUUUUUUUUUCCUUAGCCGUUGGUAACCCGCCUGCAUUCUUAUUCUUUUAAGUCCUAUUUCUAUUGGUACUUUGUCCAAAAAGAAUGGCCCUGUUGAGAGUGACCACUCCAGCUUUCUGAACUUUCUGAAUUCCUCAUUUGUAGCUCUUUAACUGGUGCUUGGUAAAGUGGGGUAUUUUGGGGAUAGCCGCAUCUCCUUUCAGAGGUUGGCAGACCGUUUUCUGAAAAGGGCAAAGAUAGUAAGUACCUUCCGCUUUGGAAAGCAUAUGAUCGUGUUCACAGCUCCUCAACCGUGCUGGAUCAGUAAAUUAGCCACAGAGAAUAGGUAAUCAAACAGCAUGGCCUGAUUGGACCUCAGGCCAUAAUCUGCUGAUCCCUGUUUGAAUCAGCUGUCGGGCAGCGUGGUAUCAUCUGUCUUCAUAAACUCCAUUAUACUUGGCAUGGACGGUAGCAUGGUUUGUAUGUAUAACAUGCUCUAUAAGUAAUUUUUGGAGCAAUAUGAAAUUGUACAAGGGCAAACACUGACAACCGGUAAGGAGGGUUGAUCCUGAGUAACCUUGUAUUCAGUGCAGAUUCAAUAGGGAUUAUGAGGGAGACAGCUUCCUAGGAAGGCAGGCAGGUGUCGACCGAGAAUGGACAGCAGCUUUGGUUUAGCUGAGAGCGUUUUGGCUGUUGGCAGUGAGCCAUCAUGAGAAGAAAAGUGAUACGUUGGUCUCUGUUGCUCAGAGCAAGCUCUGUGCUCCUACUGCUUUCCCCAACUCCCAUUCUUUUAUUGUUUAGAGUUCUGUCUUUACGAUUUGUCUCUGUUUUCCUUUACUGUCAUUGCAUUCAGAUUCUUUGUCAAGUUUUAUAUCUUUUCGAGCACAGUGCUUGCUUUGAGUUUAGACAAAGUAUGUGUGAGGACGCAUUGCCCUAAUUAAAAAUUGCUAGUACCGUGGUCAUGUACUCUGGAGUAUUCAGAGUGGAUCUCUGAGCUGGAGAGACAUUGUGGGCGGCAGCCACAGAAAGCGGGGCCAUCAGAAAGACAUCAAGUGUGGGCCACAGCCCUCAAUUAAGGGAUUGAUGCAGCCUGAUUUUUGCUAGUCUCUGUAUAGAGUUGGAUGUUCCCCAGCUUUUUUGUAUCACAGAGUUUUCAGGUGCAUAUAUAUUGUAAUAAUAACAGUCAACGUGAUUUACAAGGGCUUACCGUUACAUGUCAGGAUUGUGCUAACUGCUUCAGUGCCUUAUCUCACUGUUCUGUGUAGCAGCCCUGGGAGACAGAACAGUCUCCCCAUCCUUCAGAAUUUUAAGGCCAUUGAAUCAUCCGCCCACAGGAAGGCUGCAGAGUGAGAGCAGAGCUGGGAUCUGAAGUUGAGUUACUCAGAUUCCAGUGAUCACGGGCUUGACCGUCAAAUCCUCCCGGCCUCUGUUUCUCAUGAGGCAGUGGUGCUAAAACUGACCCCGUGUGUGUGUGUGUGUGUGUGUGAGACUGUGGCUCGUUAGACUGGAAUCUCCCCAAAACAGAGGCUGUUCUUUUUCUUACUUUUUCUCAUAAACAGGAUUACUGGGAUCGUCAAUAAAUUCUAGAAAUUUCUAAGAAA
Camelus dromedarius (Arabian camel) is the source of this 5728-nucleotide messenger RNA. RefSeq names its product phosphatidylinositol 3-kinase catalytic subunit type 3 (gene PIK3C3). NCBI's taxonomy places the organism in Eukaryota, Metazoa, Chordata, Mammalia, Artiodactyla, Camelidae. Gene Ontology annotation, cellular component: phosphatidylinositol 3-kinase complex, class III, type II; endosome; cytoplasm. The record is from RefSeq and is a predicted model, not a curated record. The coding region runs from base 105 to 2768 and encodes 887 amino acids. The transcript has 25 exons. Gene Ontology annotation, molecular function: 1-phosphatidylinositol-3-kinase activity. Gene Ontology annotation, biological process: phosphatidylinositol-3-phosphate biosynthetic process; phosphatidylinositol-mediated signaling; autophagosome assembly.